GCUGUGCCAGGUGAUGAGACGUGCGCUCCCGUUUUGUGGCGCGUGCUCGUGUGUAAUGCGCGCCCCCACACGGUGCUUGUCUUGUGAAGAUGGCUACGGAGCUGUGGAACCGAGUGGAGAUUGUACGUCCUUGUACCAUAUCGACGACAAAUUUCUGUUUUAGCGAGGGCACAGGUAACUGCCUAAAGGGCCUUCUCCGUCACUCUCAUAACGUCUUGGAUUUGCUGAGGAGCAAAGCCUUCAAACUGGAAGUUUCAGUCUUGCAUGGAAUUCUAUAUUCAUACAACCAUCGGCUUCACCAUCAUAAGCCCUUUAAAGCCCUGAAACAGGUAGAUCAAUGUCUAAAACGUGUGUAUGAUAUGAAACUGGAGGCCAUCCUUGAAGAUCUUAAGGACAUGUGUCCCACGAAACUCCCAAAAUCUGUGCCUAAGGGGAGUGUACAUGAAGUGCCAAGCCAGCCGAUAUUGGAGUGGUUUUUACUUAAAUUACUGGGAGGCUGCAAACUUCUGCUUUGUGCUAUGGACAGUUGCAGCAAGGUGUUUCAACUGUCUGUGCAGUUCAUCCGAUGGGAAGAGUACAUUGUCUUGAAUGUGGUUGUUAUUGGAAUGAUAAGCAGGUUAUGGGUUCUAUUCCAAGGCGUUCUGCAAUGCAUGGCAGCUCUUUAUGAGAACACAUUAGCUCUAACACAAGAGGUCUCCCACGUGCAGCAGUUACCCUUUGUGAAAGACUUUACAUUUCCAUGUGAUAUCGCCAGUUUCCUAGGCCCAGCUUAUUUGGAAGCUGUAAACAUGGCACUGCCAAAAGUUCCAGUCAUCAGAGGAGCUAAAAUCGGAAGACGAUCAAAAGCUAAAUUGUUGGAUAAACUGUUUGUAUCCAAGCUUCCUGAAAGCAAUAAAAGAGAGAAGAUGCAUCAGAAGUUCCAACCUGCUCUGAGAAGGAGGAAGCAUGUGGACUUGGGCACUCCAGUUUUAGAAAGGCGAUCUAAAGUGCAAGGAGAAUUAUCUCAAUUUGAUGUCAAAGAUCUGCUCCGACUACCUGGAUCUAAGCUUACUACAGUAGAGUCUACUAAAUCGUUUGCCUCAGAGAUUCACAGCGCCCGUUCUUUUCAAGACCUGACUGAACAGCUGAAGAAGAUGGUGCGCUGCUUUAGAGAAAAGAAUCUCAAAGAGAAGAACACGUUUCUCCGGGGCCUCCUUCUCAAGUGUGUGCGGCUGAAGCAUUUGGAGUCCCGAGGAUACAGAUUAACUUUGAAGAUGAAAUGUCUGAAAAAAAGCAUCUGCAAAUUCUUGGAUGGACAAAUUUUACCAAAGAAAUGCCUGAAUUCCCGAAAAAGGUGGUCUCUGAAGGCUCAUUUUCUAAGGAAUAUUCCACUCAGGAAUAAAAAUUUAAACAUUGAACAGAAGGCCACGGUCACUCUUCAUGAACAUAUGCCAGGAUCAAAUGGAGGUAUGCAGAUGUUUAUAAGUAAUCAUUCCAACCAGUGGUCCACCAGCAGACUCCUGACUUCUCACAAAGGUCUUCAACUGAAAUCAACUGGGAAAUGCACCAGUGACCAAGAUUCUGUCUCUCCGAGCUUAAACACGAGAACUGAGCUGAAGUGCGGCCCUGCAGGCGAUGCUAUUGACAAUAUUUUUGCGAGAAUUGGAUUAUAGUCCUUAUCUGCACACCAUGUUUAAACUCUUUACUUUUUGCGACAAUGGCAUCACAGGAAAUUUCUUCCCCAAUUUUAACGAGCUUCUACGUGUAAUGAGGUUGGACAAGCAGUGCUGUACUUAAACACUUCAGAUACGAUGUUUUUACAGGAUACAGAAUUGAAUUCCACAGAAGUGUGUUCUGCCAAAUUCUAAAAUUGGGUUAAUGUGGGAACAGCCUGUUUUAAGAAGUUCAGUUUUAUGAACAUCUUAACUACUUUUAAAUUCCAUUAAUUCAUUUAAAUUCAAAUCCAGUAGAUGUGUGGGCAGCAACUGAAGUUACUGAUUACACUCACUCUGAUACUGUACAAGUAUUCGCUGUUUUUUUGAAGGUGUUUUGCUGGUGAAAACUGAAGCCAAAGAAGGUGUAUGAACUUUGACAUUUACAACAUUAUUCUUAAAAAAAAAAAAAAAAAAAAAAAAAAAAAAAAUUCAGUCAGUUCAGAAUUGUAAUAAUCUGUGGAAUAAACACAAUACCCAGUUACAGCUCUCUGCAUGCAUCUCAUAGAGUUGUAGUGCUGGGUUCAAAUCUUCAAGUCUUGUCAUCGUCUGAGCAGAGUCUGCAGGAGUUCACUGUGUCUGUGUGAGGCGGUGUGGGUCGACCCCACGCUACUGGGUCCUUCCGGUGAGCCUCCUGAACUUACAUACCUAAGGGAUGAGCCCAAUGAAUGAGGACACAACACCCGUUUAGCAAGGGGUAGGUGUAGAAGUGCUUCAGUGCUUUUAUUAAUACAGUCAAAAAGCAAAUAGUGUCCACAAGUGCCGU
Messenger RNA from Erpetoichthys calabaricus (reedfish), 2457 nucleotides. It is a transcript of the gene rmp64, whose product is annotated as nucleolus and neural progenitor protein. Bases 90 to 1652 code for a protein of 520 amino acids. NCBI's taxonomy places the organism in Eukaryota, Metazoa, Chordata, Cladistia, Polypteriformes, Polypteridae. Gene Ontology annotation, biological process: positive regulation of Notch signaling pathway. Gene Ontology annotation, cellular component: nucleus. The transcript has 9 exons. The record is from RefSeq and is a predicted model, not a curated record.